AUGCUGGUCACUCACCUCACCCUUCACAACCUCCCCCUAACCGGGUCCAACCUCCAACUCGGCGACCUCGCCAACGCGACCUACUCCAUCAUCCCCGCGCGCUUCACCGCGCCCGCACACAACGCGCCCAACGUCCAAUGGGUGGUCUUCCUCUCCGGCCUCGCGCACUUCACGCUCCCAGUGUCCUCUCUACCGAUCAGCAACGAUACGAAUACGAGCUACGCGACGGACGCGUGGAUCGCUGGCGGGGUUUACGGGACGAUUCUUGUUGUCGACACUCAAGAGUCGAGUUUGCUGGGCCAUGGUACGGGGUACCCGUCUGGCGAGGAGACGCGCGCGUUGCAGGUUCCGACUGCGGGGGGAGCUGUGCCGGGGCAUGCUGUUCUUGAUGUUACGGUGCGGUUCGGUAGACGGGCCUUGGACUGGCUUGUGUAG
Molecule: messenger RNA, 435 nt
Organism: Peniophora sp. CBMAI 1063
Lineage: Eukaryota; Fungi; Basidiomycota; Agaricomycetes; Russulales; Peniophoraceae
Source: the annotation of a GenBank genome assembly